This is a messenger RNA of Melampsora larici-populina 98AG31, 849 nucleotides long. RefSeq lists its product as uncharacterized. The record is from RefSeq and is a predicted model, not a curated record. Bases 1 to 849 code for a protein of 282 amino acids. The transcript is spliced from 3 exons. NCBI's taxonomy places the organism in Eukaryota, Fungi, Basidiomycota, Pucciniomycetes, Pucciniales, Melampsoraceae.
AUGGUCGAUCCUUCCUCUUCUUCUUCUCAUUCAUCACAUUAUUCUUCCUCCUUUCUUCCAAAUCUGAUCACUCAAUCUACAACACAUCAACCAUCAUCAUUGUUAUCAGCUACUACUCAACUUUCAUCCAAUUCAUCCAAUUCUACCAAAACUCAACCUCGCUCUACUACUCCUUCUCGAUAUCUCAAUUCGGGAUCUCCUCUACCACCUACUUCAGCUUAUGCACUUGUUUCAUCCACUCGAUCACUUGAAACACCUACCAGUGAUAUCAGAGCGACUAGUCCUACUGCUCAGCUUGGAUCAUCGUCAUCUAAUCAAGAUCAAGAAGAUCAUCAAUUUCAUCUUAAUUCAAACUGGUCACAUCCUAGAAAUUCUCAUCUUUCUUCUACAUCCAAUUUUGACUUUUGUCAUCCAUCAGCUCCUCCACCUCAAGCUUCGAUCGAUCAUCAUGAUGAAGCUUCUCGUCCGUUCAUGCCAUCUGGAAGUGUCAAACCUAGCUCUAGUAUCUAUGUCAAUCCACCUACCCCAAAUCAACUCAAUUCUCAGCUUGAUUGUUUUUGGGCAAUCUUGGAUCGUGAGCUGAAGUUUAUAUAUGUGGACCCCAAAUUGCAACGUGAGCUCGAAGGCCAUAGCGAUCAAAUCUUGUCAACUUCUAUCUAUAACUACAUCCAUCCUGCCGAUCUCGAUGGAGUCAUGCCAGAACUCGACUAUGAGCGUUUAGGAUAUGAAUCAAGUCAAUUGAGACCACAGAAUCCUAGAAUGAUGCAAUCUAGUCCAACUCUGCCUUCUUGUGAUCCUAAGCCACUCAAUCAACAUCGAGUUAUUGAAAGCCACACUGUCAAAACUUAA